Suillus clintonianus is the source of this 276-nucleotide messenger RNA. RefSeq lists its product as uncharacterized. NCBI's taxonomy places the organism in Eukaryota, Fungi, Basidiomycota, Agaricomycetes, Boletales, Suillaceae. The record is from RefSeq and is a predicted model, not a curated record. The transcript has a single exon. The annotation marks the transcript as partial. Gene Ontology annotation, molecular function: nucleic acid binding; RNA-DNA hybrid ribonuclease activity.
GACCUCACGCUAAGAUGGAUACCUGGGCAUAAGGGAGUAGAUGGAAACGAGCCAGCGGACAAGGCGGCAAAAGAAGCGGCUGAAGGAAGGAGAAACUCAAGCGUGCGGGAAAGACUACCAACCUACCUCCAGAACGAGGAGCUACCGGACAGUGUAUCAGCAUUAACGCAAUGGCACCAAGAUGAGAUCAACAAGAAAUGGUCAACGAUGUGGAAGAAAUCACCAAGACAUCCACGAGCAUCCAUCAUAGACCCAAGCAUGCCAUCUAACAAGUUC